Messenger RNA from Cryptosporidium ubiquitum, 624 nucleotides. RefSeq lists its product as uncharacterized. Gene Ontology annotation, biological process: cell redox homeostasis. The coding region runs from base 1 to 624 and encodes 207 amino acids. Lineage: Eukaryota; Apicomplexa; Conoidasida; Eucoccidiorida; Cryptosporidiidae. Gene Ontology annotation, molecular function: thioredoxin-disulfide reductase (NADPH) activity. The record is from RefSeq and is a predicted model, not a curated record. The transcript has a single exon. Gene Ontology annotation, cellular component: endoplasmic reticulum membrane.
AUGAAAAGGAUUUCUACAAUAUUAUCAGCAAUUAUAGUAUCAGUAGUUGCAAUAGGAGUUGGAUUGGUUAAAUUUAAUUACUUGAAUAUAAAUGAAUAUGGGUUUUUAGAGAAAUUGAUAACCCCUCAAAAUGAAAUACCAGAUGAUGUAGGACCAAAGACAAUGACAAUUCAAUAUUGUGAUACAUGUGGUACACGUAAUUUAUAUCAGCAAGUACAAAGUUAUUUAAGUUCAAGAGUAACAGAUCCUGACUUUCAAUUAGUAGCAGUUAAAUAUAAGCCAUCUCCAUUAUAUCAAGGAUUAAGUUAUGCAAUAACAGCAAGCCAGGUUGGUUUAGGAUUGAGUGCAUUUUUAUUUCCGUCACUAUUUACUCCAACAAACCAACAAGGCCAACCACAAGGUGGUCCAAGAACUCAUUUAAUGAUGUUAAUAUUUUUUGGAGGAAAUAUUUUAAGAGGUUUAUUUACUAAUUCAAAUGCAUUUGAAAUUUAUUUGGGUAAAGAUUUGGUCUACUCUGCAAUUCAGAACAAUAGUUCCGGUUAUGCUACACCACCAACAUUGGAACAAGUUGUUACAAUAUUAAAUGAACAUGGAAUUAGUGUAUUGGAAACUUUGACUGAAUAA